CUUUCUUUCCUGGUCGACCACGAACGACGACGACAUUCCCUUUUCUGUCCACUGUCCAAUCUCCAGUCGCUGCACCGCCUGUCAGGUCCUUUCACACGCGUCACAAUGCUUUCUCAGAAGGUUACCCAGCAGUCACUGCGACGGCUCGCCGUCCAGCAGCCCUACGCCCUGCGCUGGUCCUUGAUGAACUCCGCCUCGCCUGCCGCCGUUGCUCUGGGAAGAAAUGUUCAGAUGAGACAAGCUACCACCAGCACGACCACCUCCGACCCCAACAAGCUCCUUGCUGAGCAGCGUCUGCGCCGCCCCGUCGCUCCCCACCUUUCCAUCUACAAGCCCCAGAUCACCUGGAUCGGCAGUAGUUUGCACCGUAUCACCGGUGUCGCGCUGUCCGGCAGCCUCUACCUCUAUGCGACUGCCUACCUCGCUUCCCCAAUGCUCGGCUGGGACCUCGGCUCUGCCUCCGCCGUUGCCGCCUUCGGUGCCCUCCCUGUCCUCGCCAAGGUCCUCCUCAAGGCUACCAUGGCCAUGCCUUUCACCUACCACUGCAUGAACGGUGUCCGUCACUUGAUUUGGGAUACCGGUCGCGGUCUCACCAACCCCCAGGUCAUCAAGACUGGCUGGACUGUGGUUGGCCUGAGUACGAUUAGCGCUCUGAUUCUUGCUUUGCUGUGAUUUCGCUUGUGCCAUACCUUUUGAUUCCUGCUCUGUCUAAAAUGUUCUUCUUGCAAUAUAUAUUCCAUAGC
Molecule: messenger RNA, 743 nt
Organism: Aspergillus japonicus CBS 114.51
Lineage: Eukaryota; Fungi; Ascomycota; Eurotiomycetes; Eurotiales; Aspergillaceae
Product: succinate dehydrogenase cytochrome b560 subunit
Exons: 3
Coding region: 106-672 (188 amino acids)
Biological process (GO): tricarboxylic acid cycle; mitochondrial electron transport, succinate to ubiquinone
Cellular component (GO): membrane
Molecular function (GO): electron transfer activity; succinate dehydrogenase activity
Source: RefSeq, a predicted model, not a curated record